AUGAUGUGCGAGCAAAGUAUCAUCGGGGCCCGGGCCUCGGUCAUGGUGUACGACGACGUGCAGAAGAAGUGGAUCCCAUCGGGCAGCUCGUCCGGCCUGAGCAAGGUGCAGAUCUUUUACCACCAGCAAAACAACACGUUCCGCGUCGUUGGCCGGAAGCUGCAGGACCACGAGGUGGUCAUCAACUGUGCGAUCAUCAAGGGCCUAAAGUACAAUCAGGCCACCGCCACGUUCCACCAGUGGCGUGACUCUAAGUUCGUGUACGGACUGAACUUUUCCAGCCCUCAGGAUGCGGAAGCGUUCGCCCGCGCCAUGAUGCAUGCGCUCGACGUCCUGAGUGGACGCGUCCCGCCACCGUCCGGCAUGCAGACGACCAACCCGAACCCGAACCAGAUGGCGGCGUACGAGGAGGACAUGGGCUACCGCACGAUGACGCGCGAGGAUGCGGCCAUCAUGCAGCAGCAGCAGCAAAUGACCAGCCAGCCGCCGGGCGUGGGUCCUCCACAGCCACCACCCAUCACGAUACCGGGUCCGGGGGGCGGUGGCGGCAUACUGUCCCCGCAGACGCCCACGUCCCAAACGUUGCCAUCGCAAGCCACGCAACAGCAGCAGACCCAUCACCGUACGAAUAGAACACGACGAUCAUCAUCCGGUAUGGCGUCGAUGAUGGACGAAAUGGCAAAGACGCUUGCCCGACGACGAGCUCAAGCCGAGAAGAAGGAGCCGGACUCCAACGAUGACGCCGGCGCGUCCGGGUCACGCCAGCGAGCUUGGGAGAAGUCGAGCACACUACCGCACAAACUGGGCAGCAGUAGCUCCAGUGGAGGCGCAGGCGGUAGUACGGGCGGCGGUCAGGGGGGCACCAGUAGCUUGAGUGGAUCAGAAUCACCGAAGCCAGCGCGGAAACGGUUUGGCAGUGCCAGCGAGGAGACGAUACUGAAGCAGAUCAAUGGUGGUGAUAGUUUCUCGCUACCGACGGCUCUCGAGCUCGAGAAUCUGAAGGAGGACAUUCUGCGCGAAAUGCGCAGCGAAAUUGCGAAAGCGAAACAAGAAAUCAUAAAAGCUAUCAGAGUGGAAUUCAACAACCGUAGGUAAAUGGGGGCCGCCUUCAUCAC
Messenger RNA from Anopheles cruzii, 1115 nucleotides. RefSeq names its product protein enabled (gene ena). The transcript has 7 exons. The coding region runs from base 1 to 1095 and encodes 364 amino acids. The record is from RefSeq and is a predicted model, not a curated record. Gene Ontology annotation, molecular function: SH3 domain binding. Lineage: Eukaryota; Metazoa; Arthropoda; Insecta; Diptera; Culicidae.